Messenger RNA from Durio zibethinus, 543 nucleotides. The record is from RefSeq and is a predicted model, not a curated record. NCBI's taxonomy places the organism in Eukaryota, Viridiplantae, Streptophyta, Magnoliopsida, Malvales, Malvaceae.
AUGACCCAAUCUUCGGUAUUUGUUCACCACAGUUCAUUUAAGGUCCUAAAAUGGGCACAGCUGACUAUUCAAGGGAAGAUUAGGACAAUUCAGUUAGAGUAUACAGAUGCAAAAGAGAGUCAAAGCCCCCCUUGCAGCUUAAGGCUUCAGAAUUCAAAAGGAAUGGAGAAGACUUUGACGCCAUACUUUGAGCUGACAAAUGUAAGUCUGGUUGUACGGAUUGGUGACUUGGAGCUCUUUAGGACUGUUGCAGAGAAGUUUGCUAGCACCGUCGGUACUGACAAGACGCACAAUCUGAUAGAAUGCCUGCGGCAUAAUGUCAUCAGAACUGGAUUACGCAACAUCAGUGCCUCUUAUUCACGCAUUUCACUUGCUGACGUAGCUGAAAAAUUGAGGUUGAACUCUGAAACUCCAGUUGCAGAUGCUGAAAGCAUUGUCGCGAAGGCUAUCGGAGAUGGUGCAAUAGAUGCUACAUUGGAUCAUGCCUUAACAUGCACAAUGAAGCACAGUUCGGGCCUUGCAUUUUCCACCAAACACACAUAA